This is a messenger RNA of Ruditapes philippinarum (Manila clam), 1653 nucleotides long. RefSeq lists its product as uncharacterized. Bases 1 to 1653 code for a protein of 550 amino acids. Gene Ontology annotation, molecular function: catalytic activity. Lineage: Eukaryota; Metazoa; Mollusca; Bivalvia; Venerida; Veneridae. The transcript has a single exon. The record is from RefSeq and is a predicted model, not a curated record.
AUGGAGCAACGUGCUAUAGCCUGUGAUGACUGCGACCAGUGGAUACAUAAAGCCUGCCUGGGUAUGUCUACCACCAUGUAUAGCAGACUCGGAGAGAGCACAGACACCUGGUCAUGCCCAUCUUGCAACAAACCAAACAACUCCUCAAUAGUAUAUUCAGUCGUAGCUGAUGACCAUACAGAUGAUCAACCCAACCCCUCUUUUUCAUACAGUGUUUCAGAUAUAUCAAUGCAGUCCAGAUCUAGCGUGAGUACUGAACACAGCAACUCUACCUUCAACCUCUCUGGUGCAAACAUAAUUACCUCCUCACCUAAGCCUCAGCAAACCUCAGCCAAAUCCACCGCGAAGAAAAACAUGCUACGCAUUCUUAAUAUAAACUUCCAGAGCCUACGUAAAAAGGGGAAACUCCUUGAGUCAAUCAUACUAGACUGCGACCCAGAUGUUAUUUUAGGCACCGAAACCUGGCUGGACAGUCAAGUGGCCUCUAGCGAAAUACUGCCAAGUGACCUUGGCUAUGACAUACAGCGGAGAGACAGACCUGAAAACCCCCAUGGUGGAGUCCUUAUAGCGGCAAAACACCAUCUCCUGCUACACAACAUUUACAAGAGCAGUAACACAGAACUGGUUAGUGGCACCAUCAAGUCAGGAUCCAAAAACAUCACAAUAGCAACCUACUACAGACCACCAAACAGGACUGAUUCUGAAUACCUCUCAAAAUCAACAGAAGAGAUUAGAACUUUGAAGCCCAAAUCGAAGAACAGCAUAUUUAUUAUUGGGGGAGACUUCAAUUUACCAGACAUAGAUUGGAAAACUCUUAACAUAUCUGGAUCACAGUACCCACAGAGCACCAGCAAACACUUCCUAGAUAUGAUAGCUGACUCCAACCUAGAACAAUUAGUGGAUUUUCCAACCAGGAAAGACAAGGUACUAGAUCUGAUCCUGACCACCCACCCCAGCUUCAAGAUGAGAUGUAAACCUAUGCCCUCGAUAGGGAACAGCGAUCAUGACAUUGUGCUCCUCGACACUUCGAUCCAAACAUACCAUCCACGCCCAGCAAGACGGAAAAUAUUACUAUGGAAAAAGGCGGACCUUAAUGCCAUCAAAGAAGACACCCGUACUCUAGCAACCGAAUUCCAGAACACCCCAUACACAGACAUUGAAUCGAUGUGGCAUGCUUUUAAAACAAAGAUCACAGAAAUUAUAACCAAGAGAGUACCAUCUAAACUCACUUGUUCUAAAUAUACAAAUCCAUGGAUGAAUUCCACCAUUAAAAGAACCAUUCGACGGAAACAAAAAGCCUUUAAGAAAGCUAGGAAAUCAAACUCCAAACGAGACAGAGAUCGUUACAAGCGACUGCAAAAAGAAGUCCAGUGGCACACAAGACGAGCAAACCGGCAGUAUAUGCAAGACAUCAUCAGUGACAGUAGUCCAGACAACAAGAAGAAGUUCUACUCCUACAUCAAGAGCAAGGGUCAGGAAAUGGUUGGUGUAGCCCCCCUGAAGAACAUUGCUGGUUUCAUUCGGAGUGACAGCAAGAGCAAGGCCAGUAUACUGAACCAGCAGUUCAGCUCUGUCUUCACCCGAGAACCCACAGAGAACUUACCUGACAAGGGACCAAGUAGCCACCCCAGCAUGUCAUCUAUUUACAGUUAG